Molecule: messenger RNA, 818 nt
Organism: Seriola dumerili (greater amberjack)
Lineage: Eukaryota; Metazoa; Chordata; Actinopteri; Carangiformes; Carangidae
Gene: sumo2a
Product: small ubiquitin-related modifier 2
Exons: 4
Coding region: 65-355 (96 amino acids)
Biological process (GO): protein sumoylation
Cellular component (GO): nucleus
Molecular function (GO): ubiquitin-like protein ligase binding; protein tag activity
Source: RefSeq, a predicted model, not a curated record
GCCAAGUGGCGCGCCAGACAGCGCAGCCGCAGCAGAACAGGCGCAGACAGACACAGCAGCAGCCAUGGCAGACGAAAAACCUAAGGAGGGAGUGAAGACGGAGAACAAUGAGCACAUCAACCUAAAGGUGGCAGGGCAGGAUGGCUCAGUGGUGCAGUUCAAGAUCAAAAGGCACACUCCUCUCAGCAAACUGAUGAAAGCGUAUUGUGAACGACAGGGGCUGUCAAUGAGGCAAAUACGGUUUCGAUUUGAUGGUCAGCCCAUCAAUGAAACAGACACACCCUCGCAGCUAGAAAUGGAGGAUGAAGACACGAUUGAUGUGUUCCAACAGCAAACCGGAGGCUCUUCUCUUUAAAGACUGUUUCCUACGAACAUCCCUACCUCCCCUCUUCAUCCCAGAACAUGUUUGUUAUGCCCAGUCUUCAAAUGUUCAUGACCAGUGUUGAUACCAUCCAGUGGAAUACUUUUUCAAAAUGCUGGAAGACAGCAGCACAGUUGGUGUAGAUAGAUUUUAUCACACUGUCAUUCAUGUGUUAACAUUUCUGAACUGCGCAUUGUAGACAACUUGUAAGCUGCAGUGAGUCUAAUGUGCCGAAGAAAUUAAAAGCUUGUCAUGAUUUUUUUUGUUUUUCUUUCUUUCUUUUAGGAAGUUUUGGGGGAAAAAAAUCAUUGGUCCUUGUUUUUGUUUUUAUACUUAUGUCAUUGACGUUUUGAUUCAGAUGGAAUUUUGUUAUUGUUGUCAAGUACGCCUGCAUUUUAAAUCCACUGACAUCUGUUGUUAUGAAAAUGUAGUAUUGGAAUAAAUUGAGUUUUUUUUU